AUGUCAAUGUCAUCCAACACAAUAUAUGAUCCUUCGGGAGAUGUCCUCCUAGUGCUCAGCAAAAAGGAUGACAGUGCACCUGCCACAAACCCUCCGGACAAGGUCAACAAAGUAUCUCAAGAUGACGAGGACGAAGAGCUUGGAGUUGACGAUCCACAACCCACUCAACCAGAUGCUUCAAAUCCCCAAACAUCGCAGCCUUUCAAAGAGUAUGAAUGCCGAGUAUCCUCGAGACAUCUUGCGCUCGCAUCACCUGUCUUUCGUGCCAUGCUCGACGGCGGUUUCCAGGAGGCAGUCGAGCUAAGCUGUAGACCACUGACACGAGUACCGUAA
Cladophialophora carrionii CBS 160.54 is the source of this 333-nucleotide messenger RNA. RefSeq lists its product as uncharacterized. Bases 1 to 333 code for a protein of 110 amino acids. The transcript has a single exon. The record is from RefSeq and is a predicted model, not a curated record. Lineage: Eukaryota; Fungi; Ascomycota; Eurotiomycetes; Chaetothyriales; Herpotrichiellaceae.